AUGAACCAAGUGAAACAAAUCCAUGGUUACACACUGAGAAAUGGCAUAGACAACACCAAAAUCAUCAUUGAGAAGUUACUUGAAAUCCGAAACCUUAACUAUGCCCAUGUUGUGUUCCAACAUGCCCCCAAGCCAACCCUUUUCCUCUACAACAAGCUCAUUCAAGCCUACUCUUCCCAUGGCCAAAACCAACACCAAUGCUUCUCCCUUUACUCCCAAAUGCGUCUUCAUGGUUACCCACCAAAUCAACACACUUUCAACUUCCUCUUUUCUGCAUGCACUUCCCUUUCUACCCUUUCCCUUGGCCAAAUGCUCCAUGCCCAUUUCAUCAAAUCAGGCUUUGAACCUGAUGUCUUUGCUGCCACGGCUUUGCUUGAUAUGUAUGCUAAACUGGGUACCUUGGGUUUGGCACGCCAGCUAUUUGAUGAAAUGGCUGUCCGAGAGAUACCCACAUGGAAUGCUAUGAUGGCGGGGUAUGCAAGAUUUGGUGAUAUGGAGGGAGCAUUGGAAUUGUUUAGGUUGAUGCCUUCUAGGAAUGUGGUGUCUUGGACCGCCAUGAUAUCUGGUUACUCACAGAACAAACAGUAUGAGAAGGCUUUGGGGUUGUUCCUGAGGAUGGAGCAGGAGACAGAGAUAAUGCCUAAUGAAGUAACCUUGGCAAGCAUUUUGCCAGCUUGUGCAAAUCUUGGGGCGCUGGAGAUUGGGCAGAGGAUUGAAGCAUACGCAAGGAAACAUGGGUUCUUUAAGAAUUUGUAUGUGAGCAAUGCUAUAUUGGAGAUGUAUGCAAAAUGUGGUAAGAUUGAUGUUGCUUGGAGGGUGUUUGAUGAGAUUGGCAGCUCGAGAAACCUGUGCUCUUGGAAUUCAAUGAUCAUGGGUUUGGCUGUUCAUGGACAAUGUCGAAAGGCCCUUGAACUUUAUGAUCAAAUGCUGAAAGAAGGAAUUUCACCUGAUGAUGUGACAUUCGUGGGGCUCCUCUUGGCAUGCACUCAUGGAGGCAUGGUUGAAAAAGGCAGGCAUAUCUUCAAGUCAAUGGCAACGUGCUUCCACAUUAUUCCCAAACUAGAACACUAUGGCUGCAUGGUUGAUCUUCUAGGCCGUGCUGGGCAAUUAAGUGAAGCUUACGAGGUCAUACAAAGCAUGCCCAUGAAACCAGAUUCUGUAAUAUGGGGGGCUCUCUUGGGAGCUUGCAGCUUCCAUGGUAAUAUUGAGCUGGCUGAGAUAGCAGCAGAGUCACUAUUUGCACUUGAGCCUUGGAAUCCAGGAAACUAUGUCAUUCUUUCUAACAUUUAUGCAUCAGCUGGCCAAUGGGAUGGAGUUGCAAAGCUCCGGAAGGUGAUGAAGGGAAGCCAAAUUACAAAAGCAGCUGGACAUAGUUUCAUUGAAGAGGGAGGUCAACUGCAUAAGUUCAUUGUGGAGGAUAGGUCACAUCCACAAAGCUACGAAAUUUUUGCUUUGCUAGAUGGAGUUUAUGAAAUGAUAAAGCUUAAUAGAAGUGCAUUUGAAUGCCCUUUGGAUCUUGAUUUGAGUGACUAAUCGUAGGGAGUAUGAUUCAUGUUGGAUACGCCAAAUUGCAACCGUGAAAUUUUCCACCAACCCCAUUUUGGCCAAGCAAAUGAGUUGGGAUACUCAGUUUAUAAAACUCACUAGUGCAAACGGAAAAUUUUAGAAUAUCCUUUGUUGUGCACUUACAGCCUAUCAAAUGUCAUGAAAUAUAUUAUAUUGAAAAG
Messenger RNA from Gastrolobium bilobum, 1727 nucleotides. RefSeq names its product pentatricopeptide repeat-containing protein At5g08510. Gene Ontology annotation, molecular function: protein binding; RNA binding. Bases 1 to 1533 code for a protein of 510 amino acids. Lineage: Eukaryota; Viridiplantae; Streptophyta; Magnoliopsida; Fabales; Fabaceae. The record is from RefSeq and is a predicted model, not a curated record. Gene Ontology annotation, biological process: RNA modification. The transcript is spliced from 2 exons.